Sinocyclocheilus grahami is the source of this 4567-nucleotide messenger RNA. Its product is annotated as piggyBac transposable element-derived protein 5-like. Gene Ontology annotation, biological process: non-replicative DNA transposition. Gene Ontology annotation, molecular function: transposase activity. NCBI's taxonomy places the organism in Eukaryota, Metazoa, Chordata, Actinopteri, Cypriniformes, Cyprinidae. The coding region runs from base 371 to 1927 and encodes 518 amino acids. The record is from RefSeq and is a predicted model, not a curated record. Gene Ontology annotation, cellular component: nucleus. The transcript is spliced from 8 exons.
CAAGGAAGACGGGGAUUCUUUCAGUCAUUCUCCACCGAGAGGGGAGGCCGCCCAACCCGGAUGCACAGAUCGUUUGUGGAGCGGUCAGUUGUGGGGUUCAGCCCGCAGGACUGGGAGUAUUUCAGCACCAGAAAGGACGAACAGCUCCCGCGGCGUUCACCUUUGUUUCCACGCCGCUACUGAGACCUGCGCCCGCUGCAUCUCGCGCAGAGGACCGAGACACGCUCGCUCGCACGCACGCACGCACGCACGCACGCACGCAGAGGGACUUGGUGGAACAGACUGUAUGCCGGAUUUGACGCUUUUAGGGAAAUCAUUUGCAUGCCGAAUCUCGCCGGGCGUAGCAGCUCUACGUCGGGACUGACAAACGAUGGCGGAGUGUGGAAGGAGGGGACUGUCGCUCCUCGAGGAAGCGCGUUCUCGCUACGAGAGCCUGCAAAUUUCCGAUGAUGUGUUCGGGGAGUCGGGAGACGACAGCAGCGAAAACCCCUUUUACAGUACAACGGGAGACUCCAAUUCGGAUAACUACACGGAGACAAAUCCGGACGAUGCCAGAGCAGGUGAAACUAGGGGUCAGAGCUGCGGUCCCCCCGGUUCCGUCUCCAACGGCCAGGCGCAGGAGGAGGGAUGGAGCGACUCGCUACAGGACCUCAGCGUGCCCCACUAUCAGGACACGCAUGGUCCGACACAGAAAAUGCCGGCCACUGCCACGGCCAUGGACUUCUUCCAGCUGUUUGUCCCAGACAACGUCAUUCAGAACAUGGUGACCCAGACCAACAUGUAUGCCAAGAAGUACCAGGAGCGCUUUGGCAGUGAUGAAGGAUGGACCAAUGUGACGCUGGCUGAGAUGAAGGCCUUUCUGGGCUAUGUUACUUCUACUAGCGUGAACCGUUGCGAGUCAGUGUUGAGCAUCUGGAGCAGCGGAUUCUUCAGUAACCGCAGUAUCGCGCUCAAGAUGAGCCAGGCACGGUUCGAAAAGAUCCUCAAGUACUUCCACAUCGUAGCUUUCCGCUCCAGCCAAGGUGGCAGUCAGGGCCUCUAUAAGAUCCAACCCUUCCUGGACUCUCUCCAGCAGAGCUUCGCCUCUUCCUUCAGGUCCUCACAGACACAGGUCCUCCAUGAGCCCUUGAUUGAUGAGGACCCCGUGUUCAUUACCACAUGUACAGAGAGGGAGCUGCGCAAGAGGAAGAAGAGAAAGUUCAGCCUGUGGGUGCGACAGUGCAGCUCCACUGGUUUCAUCUGUCAGAUCUAUGUUCAUCUAAAGGAGGGUCCAGGUCCAGAUGGUUUGGACACGUUGAAAAAUAAACCCCAGCUUCACAGUCUGGUGGCCAAACAGCUCUGUCAGAAUCUGGCUGGCCGUAAUGCAAUCAUCUUCACUGGCCCAAGCAUCACAAGUCUAAACUUGUUUCAGGAAUUUGAGAAACAGGGCAUCUACUGCUGCGGGUUGUUGAGCACCAGGAAGAGCGAUUGUACAGGUCUUCCUCAGUCUAUGCUGAUCAAUACCGAGGCUCCACAGCAACGUGGCCAGUCUCACAUUAAGAUGAGAGGCAAUAUGUCCAUAAUCAACUGGUACAACAAAGGCAACUUCAGGUUCCUCACUAAUGCCUACCCUCCCACUAAAGAAGGGGUGAUCAUUAAGAGGAAGAGUGGAGAAAUCCCAUGUCCCCUUGCUGUGGAGGCCUUUGCUGCACACCUGAGUUACAUCUGCAAAUAUGAUGACAAGUACAGCAAGUAUUUCAUUUUCCACAAGCCUAAUAAGACCUGGCAACAGGUGUUUUGGCUAACCAUCAGCAUCGCCAUCAACAAUGCCUAUAUUCUUUACAAGAUGUCAGACGCCUACCACGUCAAACGCUACAGCCGGGCACAGUUCGGCGAGAGGCUGGUCAAAGAGCUCCUGGAUAUGGACGACUGCUCACCCACUCAGUGAAAGAAACCGCAUGCUGUCUCAAACCCACCCAUGACAACCCACUCAUACUAGCAUACUCAAAUACACUUGCAUUCUGCACUUCAGGGUCAUUUUGAGUGAACAAACCCUAUACAUAACACAAAAUGUGCCAAGUUUGGUUGAAAAAGGGAUGUUUCCCAUCUAAACUCCCAUUUAAGACCCCAUUUGGCCAUUUGAUGCUACAGGACUAAUGUACAUACGUCACUGUAACACUUGCUGCAUGAGAAACACGAAAAUGUGCCCUUUGUAGAUGUGCAAUGAUUUUUAUCAUUAGAGUUCCAGUAAUAGUGUUGACAUAGUUGUGAACCCUGAGGUACAAUGUUUUGUGAAUUCUCUGUUUGUGAGCAGCAUAUCCAACAUUCAGCACUGAUAAAUAUACUGUAUAUACUCUGUGAUUGAGGUGUUUUAUCAGCGAAACGAGAAUGUAAUGCAAUUCACACGUUAAAUCACAGAAAUUCGUAGAUGUUCUCCCAAAUACCUGGGCUUUUUUCUAUUUUAUAUCACUUAAUAUUUAUGACUCUUUUUUUUUUUUUUUUUAAAGGCAACAAUAUUAGUGACACAGAUUAUGUAUAAUGCCACACAGACACCGAAACGAGAGGUGAAAUGUGGCAACACUACUAUGCUUUCCCAAUCGUUUUUGCACUCAGACGUAGUGGUCAGGAUUUCGUAAAAGUCUCCUAAAUAGGAUUUGCAGAUUUUAAAUAAUGUUCCCAAAUUAGAUUUCCCAUCAAAUCUGUAUUCAAUAGAACAUAUUAACUCCUUUGCCUGCCUUACAUUAAUAUCCAUAUCGUUUUGUCAAUUAAAUUAUGAUGAAAAUAGGAAAAGGGCCCAAUAUACAGUAGCAUACCAAAAAUGAUGUAAAUAUUAUUUCUAAUUCAUUUAUAUAUUUGUAUUAUGUGUAAUUUAAAUUGAUUAUCUAGGGGCAUUGAUGUAUUUGCAAAUGAAUCGGAAAAAAAAAGAGAAAAGAAUGAAAUGAUAAAAGACUUUAACUAGAAUGUAUCUCUACCUGUAAGCGGGUGGAUUUAUGUGGUCUUUCACUGUUCCAGAAGCUAUCAAAAUAUCAAUUCUUCUUGUUGCUAUAUUGUAACUGUGGUAAUGACGGUACAAUCGCAGCCCAUGGCAUAAUUCAUUCCUUCAAAGAACUGAAGCGGAUUCAUUUCCCUCAGGUAAUAUUUUUAGUCAAAUAUCUCCCACUGUAUCACUGUGUUAUAUUCAUACUACAUAACGACCACUGUAAGGGACAGAUGUACUAAUGUGAGGGAAUUUGUCACAAAUUUACCAGACAUGUUUAUUUCCUUGGCUUUUCAUUUCUUAUUUACUGUGCCAUCACCUGCUGUUUUUCAAACGCUGCACACUAACAAACCAAUUAGUAUGUUUAUCAUUGAACAUUACUUAAAACAUUCUUUUAAAGCUUCAUAUUCAGUCUUUACAGUUCUUUAUAAAAAGUCCACUUUGUAAUGUCAGCUGCUGUAAUUCACACCAAUAUAUAUAUGCCAUAUUUUAUACCUGCAUCUUUUAAAUCAAGACAAAAGCAAUGUUGCAUUAUAUAGGUGUGCUCAUAAAAAAAUUUUUUUGUCAUGAAUGUUGCAAAUGUUUGAUUUCAAUUCAUUGUAAUAUUUUUGUACUACUACUCUUAUCUACAUAGUCAAUAUACUAACAAAGUACACUUCAGGCGAUAACUGCCCCCUGUGCUUAUCUAAUAUAAAAUGCAACAGAUGAUUUUGAGAUUGUAUAUCCGUGUUUUCCAGAGCAUCUUUUGGGUUCGAUCUGCACUUCAGUGGGAAUUAUUUAAUUAUUUUAAUCAGGCAGACAGUGAACUGUAAUGGUGUUAGAGAGAUGUUUGACCUUAUCUAGGGUGACCUCAGGGUUUUGUAACUACAACAUCUACUGUAGUGCAAUAUAAUGUUGGAGAUUGGACCGGGUGCUAUGAACCUGUCUGCCAAGAACAUAAUCUGUAAGCCAGAAAAUGGUCGGCACGACCGAGACUUUUAAUUAAAGCUCUUGCUGGUGCAGUACAUUAGAAUAAAAACCUUCCAAUAAGCAAAGUUUCUGCUUUUGCACUGGCCACUAACAUUGUACGAUAUACUUUAGGGCCAGCUUCGUGUGGCAUGAUAGCAGGUAAAAACAAACUGUCCUUUUAAUAACAAAACAGCUAUGACAAUUAUAUAGUCUCAUUUACUGGAACAAAUUCCUCAAUAUCUGGUCAGCGUAACAAGAACCCAGUGUUGGACAUCUAUCUAUUUUCAUGUAUGAAUGUUGUGAAUGUGCCGUGUCUUGCUGUAUAAUGCUUGGUGUUCCUUCACUUGUCUUCUCACUGUGAAUGUUGAAAUGAUUCAGGUGUAUGUGAGAGUAUCUAUGUGUUAUCUGUAAUGUUCACCUCCACUGUAUGUCCAGUUAUCAAACUGACCUGUGCUUCACCUCCCUGCUUCUAUGUGAGUUUACACCAAUUUGCACACUAAUAAAUAUUGUUUAUACAUAAUUUUUCCCCUACAGUAAUUGGUUGCAACAUUCAUUGCACUAUUACUAGAAUCUCACAAAGAAUUGUCAAGGUCAAAUUUUCUAUUAAAUAGAAAAAGAAAAAACUCUCUCUCUCUAUAUAUAUAUAUAAUAAUUAUAUAUAUA